Actinia tenebrosa (Australian red waratah sea anemone) is the source of this 2724-nucleotide messenger RNA. Its product is annotated as RNA-binding protein RO60. Gene Ontology annotation, molecular function: RNA binding. NCBI's taxonomy places the organism in Eukaryota, Metazoa, Cnidaria, Anthozoa, Actiniaria, Actiniidae. Gene Ontology annotation, cellular component: ribonucleoprotein complex. The record is from RefSeq and is a predicted model, not a curated record.
UGCUGCUCGCCUCUCCUCGAGAAAUAACGCUUCGGAAGCAUUUUCCUAUCGUUAUCAAGCAAAUUUUUCUAAUUUCUCGAAUAUCGCUUAGCUUGACGAAUUUAAAGUCUUUUAAAAGCAAACCCAGUUUGUAAUUUUCACAAAUCGACUGUUUGUUGAAGACACGGUCCGUGAAAAAUAAUAAACUCGGGAAGACGACAAAGAAAAACGAGCUGUUUUCAAGAACUUCGCAAAAUCUUCCAAAUUUGUUAAUUUUCUUCUUGGAAUUGCUCCCGAGUUAACAAAUUACAGUGAGUUUAACUGUUGGAAUAUUUCUAAACUUCGAUUUUAGUCGUUAAUCAGCGUUAGAGUCGUGAAAAAGAUGUCAAUACAGCAGCAACAGAGACCGCUCGACGUGGAAAUGCAUAACGCAGACGACGAAACGGCCCCCCAGAAUGAGCCUUUGAGUACAAAGCAAGUGAAAAACGAAGCCGGAGGUUAUACAUUUGUCGUAGACAACAUGUGCCGUUUGAAGAGGUUUAUUGUGCUAGGGAGCGAAGGAGGCACGUACUAUGCUGGUGAGAAAGAGCUUUCUCAACAGAAUGCGACUUGUUUGAUGGCAUUGAUUGAGGAAGGCAAAGGACCUGAAGCUGUGGAGGUCAUCAAGGAGUACAGCGUAGAAGGCAGGACAGCCAAACAAGAUCCUAUCAUCUUUGCUCUUGCCAUGUUUGCCCGAUGUAGUGACUUGAAUACGAAGCGCAAGGCCUACGAGGUGCUCAAUGACAUACUCAGAAUACCCACCCACUUAUUCAUAUUUGUGGAAAAUUGUGAGAAUCUGAGUAAACCCAAGACUGGAUGGGGAAGAGCACACAGGAAGGCUAUCUGUAAGUGGUACACCCAGAAAAAAGCUAAAAACCUGGCAAUGCAUGUCACUAAGUACAAGCAGCGCAACGGUUGGUCACAUAGGGACCUAUUCCGUCUAUGCCACAUCAAGCCUGACAACCCAUCGGUGCAAUUCGUAGUCAGGUAUGUCGUUAAAGGCCUGACAGAUGAGUUGAAGAAACAGGCUUCAUUGCCAGGAGUAAGCCAAGACAUCUCAAAUGUCUAUGAGUUCUUAGAUGUGGUGGAGCGUGCAAAGGAUAUGAAUGAAGAUGAACUUACUGCAGCCAUUAGAGGGCAUGGACUUGUACGUGAGCACAUUCCAACAGACAAGCUAAAGUCGCCAGAGAUUUGGAAAGCUCUUCUUGAGAAAAUGCCGAUGACAGCCAUGAUCAGAAAUCUGGGCAAGAUGACAUCUAUUGGCAUCCUCGAACCUCUCACAGAUGAAGCAGACAAAGUCACCACAAAGCUCAGAGACAUGGAAGCUUUAAAGGCUGCUCGUAUCCACCCAUUUAAUGUUCUGGUGGCGUUGAAGCUUUAUGGCCAAGGGCAUGGGGAUAAAGGAAAGUUGUCGUGGGAGCCAAAUUCGAUGAUCUCUUCAGCAUUAGAUGACGCAUACUAUCUUUCAUUCAAGGCAGUUGAACCAACCAAUAAGAGAUUUCUUUUGGCACUUGAUGUCAGUGGUUCCAUGUCCUGGGGAAACUGUGUUGGCACUCCUGGUAUAACACCUGCGGUAGCCACUGCAGCUAUGGCCAUGGUCACAGCACGCACUGAAACAAAGCACCAUUUUGUUGGAUUCUCCCACGAACUGGUCCCAAUCAACAUCAAGAAAACAGACAAACUAGAAACUGUCAUGCAGACAAUCUCACAUAUUUCAAUGGGUGGAACAGACUGUGCUCAGCCAAUGCUUUAUGCCACGAAAAAGAAACUCAAAGUUGACGUCUUUAUCAUCUAUACUGACUGUGAGACUCAUUCUGGUAAAAUCCACCCAAGUGCUGCCCUAAAGAAAUACCGUGAACAAAUGCAGAUUGACGCCAAACUCAUUGUCGUUGCCAUGACAUCCAAUGGCUUUACUCUGGCCGACCCAGAGGAUAGCGGUAUGCUGGAUAUUGCAGGGUUUGACUCCGCUGCACCUCAAGUUAUCAGAGAGUUUGUCAUGGGUGGCUUGGGUUGAACAGAAUUAGUACCACAUGAAACAUUGGCCAUGUUAAAAGCAUUGUAAGCCCAUUACAGACAUGGCAGAAAAUAUCCUAACAUCUAACCCCACUUUCACACAGAGUCUACCCCCUCCCCACACCUUGCAGCAUGUCUUGCAGCUCGAUUUGGAGAGCAAAACAAUAGGUUUCCAAUUCUCAGGAGAUUGAAAUUCUUGUAUUUUUACCUCCAAAUUGAGCUGUUUUGAGCGGCUCUAUUGAGUUUUCAUGCAAAAUAGUUCCAGAACUAAACCCUGUUUUUCUAUUUCAAAAUUUUAACCCCUACCCCCAGAGAAAACCAAGUACUAUCCUAUGGGGGAAGAGUGUGGAUGUUUUCUGGCUACAUACAUAUUACAGUUUCACAUGAUUAUCAUUAUACACUAGCACUUUACAUUAGAUUUUAGCGAUGAAGUAGUAUUUUUAGAUUCUGUGGGGUUUCGGAGGCUAUUAAGUACAGUAUGUCCCACAGGAAGUUAGAACCAGAGAAGCAAGAGGUCCAUAGUUUGAUCCCAAGUAAUCUUACACUUUUUAAACUUAUCUCCAUUUUAUGUAUACCUUUACCCUUAAAACAGAGUACCAACAGAUAGAAUGAUAAAUGGUGCACUGUCAGCUUAUGACAAUAGUCUUCACCUUUUACCCUAGAUGCUUUGGCAAUCUCCUCAAAUCUCAAACA